UUAGUAGGUUAUAUUCUUGACGCACCUUAUAUCCGCGGGUGGGCCUAUUUUGCCAUCGGUACAAGGAAAUGAGUGAUGCUUUGUGUGAAGAAAAAUAAGACUACUCCGCAUGAAAAUUGCAAAAAAAAAAAAAAAAAAAAAAAAAAAAAAAAAAAAACAGUCAAGAGCAUGAGGCACUAACGCUGAAAUACCAAAAUUAGACGGGGCUCUAACACCAAUUUUCAUUGCCUCUCUCUUCGUUGUUCUGUGCACGACCUCUUUCGUGUCACUUCUCUCUCUCUAUUUCUCUCUGUGCUCCCCGAAAAACUUGAGAUAUUCCAACCAACAAAAAAUCCCAACAGAAAAUCUAAGAAGAAACCUGAAAAGGGUUUAAAAUUUUCGGAACAAAAAGAUCAAAUUUGAUACAGACAAUUGUCGCAUUACAGAUUUGAUCAGAGCUCUGUUUGAGCAAUUAAUUGCUGUGAAUUUUGCGUAAAAGUUGAAAUAGGGCACAAGGCUUUCUGGGUUUUGCGUGGCAUUUCACGCUGAGGCUGAGAGCUAGGCGCGGAGAGCAAUUCAAUAUACAAUAUCUAUAUAUAUAUAGGUGUAAUUCGUAUGUGUUAUACAAUGGGAUGAGAGGGAUUUUCUGGGAAUGCAAAAGAAAAACACAAUCAAUGGACACCGGAGGAGUCCGGUCUGUUGUUUUGUUCGUUGUUUUUCUUUGCGCAAUGGCGGCUCGGAAUUUGGAAGGCAAACUUCUUGGCAAUGGUAUCACUUGGAAUAUCAGAGACAUGAACCAAGAAAAAGCUGAGCAGGUGUGGAUUCAUUACAAGAAAGAAUUGAAGGACAAUAUGGAAGCCUUUGAAGAUUUUGACCCCUCGCUCCCACAGGCUAUUACCGAUCUGCCUCCCCAAGUGAAACAAAAUAUUUUUGAUUGCUUAAGAAAGAACAAUUUUCCAUUUCAUGCUUCUGGCAAAGAGGUUGGCACUAAGACUUGGUUCAUUGAGUGCCUACCAUUGCCUUUUGGUUGGCCUAAUGUUCCCAGAAGGCACCUGAUAAGUAGGUCACGUGAUAGCAAAGCAGUAAGCCCUGCUCCAGCAUCAUCUUUUCCCAGAAAUUCGUGGCCCCCGGCCCGCACUCCAAAUCCACCCCUCCUUCCUCCACCUUUGGCUGAUGAAAAUCCUCCACCAGGACCACUUGGUAGUCCAAUUCCACAUUCAGAGUAUAAAAGCACCAUCCGGAAGUAUAUUAUUGUUACUAUAGCUUCAGUAGUUGUGGCUAUACUUUCCCUUACCGCUCUGCUCUUAUUUUGCUUAUGUAAGGGUAACGAAAACAAGAUAGCUCCCAUAGACGGACAAAGAGAUGAGAAACCUCUCCUCCACUCUGCUGGUUCUCCACAAAAGUAUCAAAAUGUAGGAAAUGCAAGUAAUAGAAUUUUUAAGACUAUGUCCUUUGCUAACAAUUCUGCUACUGUGGCUGUUAUCCCUGAUUCCUCACUGGUCAACACCCAAUCAUCCCAGGAAACCACUGUUGCAUCUGAAGAUACCGAAGCACCAUUACCCCUUCCACCUGGAAGAACAGCUCCUCCACCCCCUGGACCUCCUCCUCCUCCUCCACCUAAACCUCCUGCUCCUAGACCUCCGCCGCCUCCAAAAAAAGUUGUUCAGCCUCCGCCUCUUCCAUCAAAAUCUGGUAAUCCGACCAAACUUUCACCUCUUGUACCACAUCAUCAUGGACAUUCUUCUUCAGCGGAGGGAAAUGACCUAUCCACUGAAUCUGUCACUCCAAAAACAAAGUUGAAGCCAUUCUUCUGGGACAAGGUUCUUGCAAGCCCUAAUCAUUCAAUGGUUUGGCACGAACUCAGAACUGGGUCAUUCCAGUUCAAUGAGGAGAGGAUUGAAAGUCUAUUUUGUUACACUCCUCCCGCGAGUAAAAACAGACAUGAGCUCAGGAAGGAUUUUUCAUCCUCUGAAAAUUCCACCCAGUAUGUUCAGAUUAUUGAUGCUAAGAAGUCACAAAAUUUAGCGAUUCUUCUAAAAUCAUUGCACGUGACAACAGAAGAAGUCUGUGAUGCCCUCAAGAAUGGUAACGAGCUUCCUGCAGAGCUUGUUCAAACUUUAUUGAAGAUGGCACCAACAACAGAAGAAGAACUAAAGCUUAGGUCAUUCAGUGGGAAGCUUUCACAACUUGGCCCUGCUGAAAGGUUCCUUAAAAUUAUUGCUAAAAUCCCUUUUGCCUUCAAACGGCUGGAGUCAAUAUUGUUCAUGAGUUAUCUUCAGGAGGAAGUCUCUUCCAUUAAGGAGUCAUUUGCAACUUUAGAGGUAGCUUGCAAGGAGCUCAGAAGCAGCAGACUGUUUUUGAAACUUUUAGAAGCAGUUCUCAAAACUGGCAACCGCAUGAAUGAUGGUACCUUCCGUGGAGGCGCACAGGCAUUCAAGCUCGACACACUCUUGAAACUGUCUGAUGUGAAAGGAACUGAUGGAAAGACCACUCUCCUGCACUUUGUUGUUGAGGAAAUCCUUCGGUCAGAAGGUGUACGAGCUGCACGUACAGCAAGAGAGAGCCAGAGAACGUCCAGCACAAAAAAGGAAGACCUUAUUGAGGAUUCUACACAAGAAACAGAUGAAUAUUAUAGAAGCCUUGGUCUUCAGGUGGUUUCAGGAUUAGGCAAUGUACUUAGACAUGUAAAAAAGGCAGCACUCAUAGAUGGUGAUACCCUACCAGCAACAAUAUCCAAACUUAGCCAGUCACUAUCAAAAGCUAAAGAGUUCCUUAACACUGAGAUGGAAAGUAUAGAGGAAGAGAGUGAGUUCCAUGAUACACUAGCUGGUUUUGUGCAACAUGCAAAUGUUGAUAUCACAUGGCUGCAAGAGGAAGAAAAGAGGAUAAUGGCUUUGGUGAAGAGCACAGCAGACUACUUCCAUGGGGAUGCAGGGAAGGAUGAAGGCCUGCGUUUAUUUGUGAUUGUCCGAGAUUUCUUGAUCAUGUUGGAUAAGGCAUGCAAAGAGGUGAGAAACUCAGAAACUAAGUCAACGAGGACUUCUAGGAAAGAAGCUUCAACAGUAUCACCUUCUCAAGAAUCCCGUCAGCCAUCUCGAAUAAAUGUUCGUGAACGACUAUUUCCAUCAAUCAGGAAUAAUUCAAGGAUGGAUUUUGAGAGAUUCUCUCCGUAGCUUUCUCUUAGAAACGGUGUUUAUGAAAACUUGGAGGUCCUGCCACAACAAAUCAAGCUUUGAAGUUCAGUAUUGAUCUUCUGUAAAUAACUUGUGUAGUGUAUGAAAUUUACUGGUUUCCGGAAAAGAAGGCAGAAGCUCUAUUGGAGGGGACAAAGAACAAAGAAGACACUGAAGCAGGAGUGCAGAAGCUCUAUCUAGGGACAAAGAACAAUGAAAACGUUGAAGCAGGGGUGCAGAAGCUCUAUUGGAGAGGCAAAGAACAAAGAAAGCAUUGAAGCAGGCGUGCAGAAGCUUGGAGGGACAAAGAAGAAAUAAAACAUUGACGCAGGAAUGUGUACAAGCAUUCAUCUGAAACUGAAGUCCAAUUAUCAUUGCAGGGCCUCUUCACCAGCACUCUGUGGAUCCAAAUGUGUUAGUCCAUAGUUGUGUAUUACAAUUAUAGAGAGAAAAAAAGGUCCUUUCUGUAUCAUGGAACUCUUUCAUGAAAUGAUAAGGGUAAUAUGUUUCCUCAAUACUUUAGUUUUUUAUAAUGUAUUGAUCCGUGAAAUCUAAGAUAGUGAAGCUGAUCAUUAUUUGAACAUAAAAUUUCUGUCACUUAUAACCUUUGUCUCCCCAGAAAAAAAGAGGAGGAAAAUAAGAUGUUGAACAAAAUUCAACUCGAAAUUAACUCUCAGAAAAUCACUCUCGGUCAUGCUUUUUAAGAUUUCUCCAGAGAAAAAAAAAAAAAAAAAAGAUUUCUCCAGGUACUACAGUUCCUAUUUAUGAGGUAUUUAUUAGACCAUUUCAUGAAAUUUGCCUUCAAGGAGGGACCGAAACUAGUGGUGGGGAUGACCUUGUUAUUACAUUCCAACAUUUGGGGAAAUUGGCUUAAAAUGCAUUUACUUCUUUGUGUCCUUACUACCCAACCUG
This is a messenger RNA of Cornus florida, 4064 nucleotides long. Its product is annotated as formin-like protein 3. The transcript has 7 exons. NCBI's taxonomy places the organism in Eukaryota, Viridiplantae, Streptophyta, Magnoliopsida, Cornales, Cornaceae. Gene Ontology annotation, molecular function: actin filament binding. Gene Ontology annotation, biological process: actin nucleation; actin cytoskeleton organization. The record is from RefSeq and is a predicted model, not a curated record. Bases 612 to 3152 code for a protein of 846 amino acids.